UGAUGAUAGGUUUCACUAUAUCUGGAUAGGUGUGGUGUUGUACUCUGUUGAAUGGAGUUGAAGGGAUAUUAUAUAUUUUACAUAAAAAGUAGUUAAAAACUCAAUUGUGUAGUGAAGUGAAAUGGCAACAUUUUCUUAUCUUUUUUUCUUUAUUAUAUUAACUGUGCAUGCACAAGAAAAUGCACACAAAAAUCUUCUACCCUCUCUUCGAGAGUGCUAUGAGAACAAAUAUCUUUUAGAAAGAGAUAACAGAUUACCACACACCUUGGAUACAUUCAUUGCUAUACUUCGUAAAAUUGAAAAUGCAGAAGGUCUUAAUAUGGAUCUGAGAAGUUUGUCUGUUGCACUUUUACAUCGUUUUCGACAAGAUGGUAUUGCACCAAAUCCUACAAUUCCUAUUCAAGAUGGAGUAACACCUUAUGCACCAAAUACCUUCCAAUUUUUCCGUUAUUCCCAAACACUACGUCUUAUACCUGGAAAUGCUAUUCUGUUUCCCAACAAUAGUAUCACAGCUGUUGAAAGAUGUACACUGCACUUCAUGUUAUCGAGCAGUGUCGAAAUUUUUCAAAGAGAAAAUGAGGCAAAUGUUUGCAGAUUUGCCAGCUCAUAUAGAUAUCCAAGAAAUGUUAAGAACAAUAAAGAAGGGACCACUGAAACUACUAUUAAUGAUGUAGAAACUUUGUCAUCUGAUGAAAUAAGAAGCAUGACUCACCAUAAAAAGAAGGGUCAUCCUACAGUAGAUCCAAAUUCGUUGUACCCAGAAUUACCACCUAAUCAUCCAGACAUUGCACGAUUUUCUGCAUUACCACCUAAAAGCAAAUGCCCUGUAGAAAAUGGUGUUGUAAAAACUCUAUGGGGUGCAGUUUCUAUUGGUUCAGUACUUGCUGGAAUAGCUGCAGCUACACAACCAGAAACAACUAUGCUUUAUGAUUUACAGCCAGAUGUAUUGCAAAAGAAUAAUACACAAUUAACAAGUGUAGCUUUAAACAACAAAUGGAUUGCUACUCUGGCUGGAGACUUAGCAGAGGUAGCUUUAAGACAAGGCCCUACAGGAGACAAGCUUAGCGUCGGAGUAACUGGUAAUUGGAAUUCCACUGCUUUGCCACGGUGGUAUUUCUUAAGUUCCAAUAACAAAUUUGAAAUGACAACAGCAGAAAUCAGAGGAGAUUUAGACGGUUUAAUUUUGGCUAACGAAAUUAACAAAAGAUAUUCUAAUUUGCCAAGCUUGAGACUUUCGCAAAUUUUUGAUAUGUAUUAUAGUUCAUUGGGAUUCUUUGAUGCUUCAAUUAGAGCGUGCGAUAGGAGAACAUUGUUUACAUCAAUUGCUCCUAAUGAAACAAUGGCUGCACAGACAUACAGUGCAGCUUUAUUAUUGGAUCCUGAUAUAGCACACGCAACACUUGAACCUGGGAUAAUAGAGAAAUUUUCAGUGCAAGCAGUAAACGAAUUAGCAUCAUAUGUGCCUUCAGCCAUGAACAAGGAUCUUUCGUGCACAGACACAGAUAGAUUGAAUAAUUUCAACCAAAUUUCUGUCGAUUUGACAAUCAUUUUGGAUACGAACUGGGAAUUCUCAGCUAUAAAAUCUAUUCUAGCAACUUUAUUGGAGAACAUCGACGUGAAUCAAUAUAAUUCCAAUUUCACGUUGAUAAAUGGUUAUGAUGGAAGUGUAAUGAUUAACAGUACAUUCAACAUUUUGGAAUUUCAAGCUUACAAUUUAUCCCAUUAUGCAAACAUUACUCAUGGUUUUAAUUUAUCUAAGUCGCUGAAGGAAUUAGAAGUGUACUUGAUGAAUAAAUUGGACAAUGAACGUAUUGUUGGUGUUGGUGUUGCACGAUCUAACGUUGUUUUGCAAACUCUCUCACGAAUGCGAGAACAAAUCCCAGACACAACGCUACUUAUCACAACAUAUAGAUCGAAAGAUACAUGGUCUGAUUUCGUAGUAAAUCAUGCGACUGAUUUAUUUUCUAUUAGUAUUGGGAAUACGGAAGAAGCUUUGACACCGAUAACGAAUAUGGUUUCGAGAAUAAAACAAGUUCCUAAACGCUUGAUCAAUACACAAUGUGGAGCAAAUAAUAUUGCAAGUGGACCAUCAAAUUCGUUUGAUGACUAUAUUACACCAAAAGGUGUUACUUUCUAUAAAUUACAUCCUAAUUACUUCUUUCAUGGUGAAAACACUGCAACAAUAAAGAUUCAAGGCUUCACUUCAGAUAGUUUAACUGUGUGCUCUUCACGAGAAGUUUUACACGUUAACGCGACAGGAGGUCAAUCAAAGUCAUGUGCAUCAAUCACUAAUGAUGUACAUAGCAUUACAGUUUCUUGUGCUAACGCUGCUUUCAUUCAUAACUGUUCACCACUUUAUAUAUCGGUAUUCGCCAAUACUUCAACUGUCUCACAGCUGUGUACAAAUCCUCGAAUUUGCAGAUUCCCCACUUCAAUUAAGUAUACCAUAUCCUAUGAAAAUCUGGUAUGCACCAGUGGUGCAACAAAGAUUGCAUUUAAUUAUUUUAUUUUAAUAAUAGUUUUAGUUUUCUUUAAUUUAUAAUGAUUAAUAAA
Messenger RNA from Habropoda laboriosa, 2553 nucleotides. RefSeq lists its product as uncharacterized. The transcript is spliced from 16 exons. Lineage: Eukaryota; Metazoa; Arthropoda; Insecta; Hymenoptera; Apidae. The record is from RefSeq and is a predicted model, not a curated record. The coding region runs from base 122 to 2542 and encodes 806 amino acids.